Molecule: messenger RNA, 951 nt
Organism: Scomber scombrus (Atlantic mackerel)
Lineage: Eukaryota; Metazoa; Chordata; Actinopteri; Scombriformes; Scombridae
Product: mannose-binding protein C-like
Exons: 4
Coding region: 1-705 (234 amino acids)
Source: RefSeq, a predicted model, not a curated record
AUGGCUCCUAUUGGCUACAGUCAGCUUCAAGAUGAAAGAGUAUUUCCUUCGGUCAAUGGUGUACCUGCAGAUCCUGGAUAUCCUGGAACACCUGAAUAUCCUGGACCACCUGGAUAUCCUGGACCACCUGGAUAUCCUGGAACACCUGAAUUUCCUGGUCCACCUGGGUCUCAACAUCAAAAAAGAGAACCAGGAAGGCCAGGGAGGCAAGGAAGGCCAGGAAGUGAUGGACCACCUGGCCCACCUGGCCCACCUGGACCUUGUGAAAUAUGUAGACAAGGUUCCACUGGAUCCAGUAGCCCGGACCUUGCUAAGUUAGAGUUGGCCAUAAACUACGACUUUGUCCGGAAAGUUGGUCAGAAGUACUUUGUGUCCUACAAGAAGCGAGGCUCUUUCUCCAAGGCCGUUGAGUUCUGCUCCCAACAAGGCUUAGAGCUGGCUUUACCCCAAAAUGAAGAAGAGAACAAUGUGUUGACUCAAAUGUUCUCGGGUGAUAACCAUCAAGUCUGGAUCAAUGUCAACAACAAAAAAGAGUGGAAUUUUGAGGUUGAUAUGAAAAAACAACCUCUAACCUUUACCAAAUGGGGAGAAGGGCAGCCAGACAAAUCCAUCAGCAAUACAGGCUGCACCAUGGUGUCAGAAGAUGGUGUCUGGAUUCUGAAUCAAAAAUGCUCCCUGACUGCAAUCAUCGUUUGUCAGUUAUAGAAAUGUCUUGUAUACCUUGCAAGUCUUACUUCAGUGAAAAGUUUUUCAUGUACUCAAACAUGAGCCUGCAGUACUGCAUUACUUUUGUAACUGUAGGUGGGUCGGGAGGCAGUAUAAACUGUUAUAACCAGUUCAGGAACUGUUUCUAUGAUCUGAAGUAUUUGCUUUCAGAUUUAAUAGUCUCCGAAGUCUGUUUAAUGUUAAUCUAAGAAAAAAAGUAUAAUUGUAUCAGUACAGUUGCAUGCA